Homo sapiens (human) is the source of this 19769-nucleotide messenger RNA. RefSeq names its product glycoprotein M6B (gene GPM6B). Gene Ontology annotation, biological process: negative regulation of serotonin uptake; negative regulation of protein localization to cell surface. The transcript is spliced from 8 exons. The record is from RefSeq and is a predicted model, not a curated record. Lineage: Eukaryota; Metazoa; Chordata; Mammalia; Primates; Hominidae. Gene Ontology annotation, cellular component: membrane raft; membrane; plasma membrane. The coding region runs from base 16919 to 17827 and encodes 302 amino acids.
AUCCCAUUGUGUCACGAAUGGAGGAUAUAACUGGCUCAGACCAAAUCUUCUCACAUCCAAGAUCAAAUAGGGGUUUUUAAGCUUAUGGCAGUAGAAUAACAAGUACAUGUGGUACAAGGCUAGGAAACUGGGAAGGCAGGCAGCAGUAGAACCUUGAUCUAUCUUGUGGGAAGCUCUUAUGAUAGCUAAUUACACAUAUUGCUGGUCUAAAAAAUCAGAAUUACCCAGGCAACAUGGAAGAGGCAGAAUGGUUGGCUGGACUAGAAAACUCCUUCUUGGAGGCGGUCAUCUUCAUGUUGUACUAGAAAACUCCUUCUUGGAGGCGGUCAUCUUCAUGUUGUACAGAUGGCCUACGUAUGUGCAAUAUUUACAUCAUUGCGUUUCUUAGCACCACGGGCGAGUUUGGCAUUUUACAAGGUAGCUCACUCUGAAAGGUAAUUUUAUCAUAGUAUUUAGGAAAUAUUCCACGUCAGCCACUGAGUUUAAGAAACUGUGUGAAGAACUAAAAUUCUUCAUAGAGCCACAUUUGAGUAUGGAAUGAUUUGGUAUGCUGGAGGCCAUAGCACAUCUUUGAACAUCAAAUAAUUGGAUUUUUUGAGCAUCAAAUAAUUGAAUUUUUCUUUUCUUUUCUUUUCUUUUUUUUUUUUUUUUGAGACAGGGCCUCACUCUGCUGCCCAGUCUGAAGUGCAGUAGCAUGAUCACAGCUCACGGCAGUCUUGACCUCCUGGGCUCAAACGAUCCUCUUACCUUAGUCUCUCGAGUAGCUGGGACUACAGGCGUGCACCACCAUGCCUGGCUAAUUUUUUAAUUGUAGAGAUGAGGUCUCGCCAUGUUGCCCAGGCUGGUCUCAAACUCCUGGGCUCAAGCAAUCCUCCUGCCUUGGCCUCUCAAAGUACUGAGAUUAUAGGUGCGAGCCACCACAUCUGGCGUGAUUUUUCUUGAAGGCAGAUGUGGGCCUGAACUGGAGGAAGCCUGCUCUGAGCCUCACUCUAUCUUGAUCCCAGAAAUAAAUUUAUUGUAUAGCCUUAAGUUUUAGAGAGUUCAGGACACCUAGAGGAUGGUUGUGGUGUAAACUGCUUGCCUGGUCAAACCUUAAGGAUCUGCUUGGACUCUUCAGGACACAUACCCCGAGAGUGUCAGGCCUGAGCCCCAGCUGGUCCCAGAGGUUUAAUUCCUAGCACACCUAGUUUGUCUAACGUAGGGGUCUGCAAACUGUGUCUGCAAAGAGCCAGAUAGUGAAUAUCUGUUGCAAGUAAACGGUGUUGUCGUAGUACAAAAGCAGCACUAGAUGAUACGGAAGUGAAUGGGUGUGGGGCUCUGUGUCGAUAUAAUUUGAUUUGUGCUAUAGUUUGCUAACCCCUGAUCUGGAGAGAGGGCUCCCAAACAAGUGAGUCCACAUGCCUCCAACAGGACUGUGGGGGAUAGAACUCAGGAGGGAUUGGGAUAGGAAAAAAAAUCUAUCUGUAUUGUCACUAACCUCUAACUGAAACAGCGUUUGUUCUCUUACGAAUACAGGCAGCAAACCAGUGACUUAGCAAUACUUGUGACUUUGGUCAUUAAUAGAAAUCAAAGGUAAUUUCAUAUCCCAUUACAGUUAUUGCAGGUAUCUCAAAAUAUCAUUAAACUCAUCACUACUUUGGAAGUGUAUGUUAUACCUCCACUAGCAUUAACAGAACAUAUGUAUUCUACAUUUAUAUAAAAUUAAAUGAUUACAUAUAUUUAUUAUAUAUUAUGUAUUUCAAACUUGUUUUUUAUUUUGAUGUAUUUCAAUUUAGUUUUCUUUCUAAUGCUAUGUAUAUUUUUUCGUGCAUUUAAGAACAUUGUUCUGUAAAGGAGAUCUGGAGGGUUCAGCUGACUGCCCAGGGAGUCUAAGAAGCCCUGUCUAACUGGUGUCUUCAUAAUGGGGAGAACCUCCCCUUCCUCAAAUGAUCCUAUCCCUCUCCUCCCAGCCACUGAGGGGCAGUCAUCUCUAGCUCUACGGAGAUGCCCCCACCCCAUUUUCCCAUAUCAUAUUCCACCCAGCCUUCAAAGCCCUGCAUGAGUCCACCUAGUCCUUUGUUCCUCUGGCUCCACCACCCUGGCUGCCAGACACAGGCAUUCACCCCCGGCCCGUCUCAUGGGGUGUUCUAUUUGUUUAGUUUAUGUUUCAGCCCUAGUGAGAGUCAGUUCUGGAAUCCAAUGGAUCUGUGAUUCCUUGUUGGAAGGAACCACUUCUCUUGCGCUGAGUAACGCAUUGGUGUUGGAUGACGGUGUUCAUGAUGACGAACUUAUGCUGUCCUGACCAUGCCUGGAGACUGGCCCUGCAUUGGAGAAGAUCCAAGAGUCUGCGUGGUAAAAUGAUAAUGAACGUGAGCUUAGGGGCAGAAUGCUGAUGUGUUUAUUCUGCUAACUAUGUGCUUUGGGCAAGUGCCUAUACUUAUUCUCCCUGAGCUUCAAUUUCCUCAUUGGUAAAUUGGGGAUUAUACUUACCUUUCAGGAUGACAUCAAGAGUAAAUAAUAUACUGACUCUAAGAAAAGUGCCUGGAGUGGUGCCUGGUGCAUGGCAAAUGCUCAGUACCUGUGAGGUAGUAUUUGCCUGGGCUGGUUGAUGGUUGGGCGCUGGGGGUUAGCCUGGUAUAAAUCGAGAUUUUGAGGUGGUCCUGUGAACCCAAAGAUGCCUUGAGACCCUGCGUGGGAGACAGAUGGAAGGAGAUGUCUAAGCCUGGUGUCAAGGUGCUCUCACCUUGCAGAAUCACAGUGGGCUGUGGUGGACCAGGAGAAGACCCCUUAACAAAGUAUGGGAGUGAGUCUGUCUAAGUCAGCUAGCCCUUAAUGAGGUCCUCCUCGAGUGAAGCUCUGAUUCUGACACCCAUGUUAGGUUGUGGUCAUUUCUAGGACCCAGGGUCCAGCCCCAGAGAUUCCUAGAUAGUUCUAGGACCAUCUGGUGGAAUCAAACUAUGGAUAGACCCAUUAAUAUCCAACUGGGUCCUCUUUCGUUGAGUCUCCCGCCCUCUUGAGGGAGACUGAUCUUUAGUAACUUCUUUAUGAGACUGGGUCAGGUGGGCCUCCUGUUGUUGUCUGUGGUGCUGCAGGUCAUGUGCUUUGGUGGGCACCAGUAACUGUCAUUGGAAUUGCCAAGGUGGUGGGAAUAAAGAGAGAUGGGCUUCUCUGUGAUUGAAUUGAAGUUUGGUUGUGAGUGUGGGUCAUGAGCCCUGACCGGGUAGGAGACAGAAGCCUGUGGUUCUUCUCCUGGUUUCCUUAGGGAUUUUCAGCUGGCUCUUGGGCAGCUCCUUCAGGUGGUAGCUGUUGUGGCAGAAUAGAAGAGUGCUGGACUGAGGAGCAGAGACCUGGGUCUCAUGAGAUCAUGAGAUCAAACCACUUAAACUCUGUGUGCUUAAGUGACUUCGUUGGCAAUAGAGUAAUACCCUCCCUGAAGAAUAAAUGAGGCGAUGUUGAGAAAGCAUUUUAUGAGCAAGCCAUUUUCAUUAAUGCAAUGGGGGAAACAUGCUAUGUCUAGCUUAGAGGGCUGAAACGGUCAAAUGAAAUAAUCAACGUAAAUGCUAAAAAAAAAAAAUCCAGUCCACAUUUAUGGAAUUGCCUUUAUUGACAAAUUGAGCGAGGGUAAACAUUCGUGUAUUUAAGGCAUGGAGUGUUUCCCAGUUGCUUUUGAAGGUACCCAUUGUCACAAAGGAGUAAAGACCUUACUAAAUGGGAUCUUAUUUGUAUUUCUGUAGCAAAGGAUUUUUGUUAAAGAAGAUUCAAACUCAGAGAUGGUAGACUGAGUCUGCCAGGAAAACCACACACUUAUACUCCUGUUCCAUAGUCAACUAAUAUUCUGCUUCUGCUACAAACUUAAUGAUCAUAUAGGAAUUAUGAAUUUAGACCAACAAAUGCCAAAACUUGAACUAUACAAGUGUAUAGUUUUAGUGUAACUUUGUGUUGUCACUUUUUGCUUCUAUGUGACACUUAGCAAUUCUUUUUUUAAAAUAAAACAACAUUAGAGGUCAUUUAAUUGUAAUGACAAAUAAAAUCAGCAGGUAGACUUAGGAUUUCAAAGCAUCUCUUUCUUGGUUGGGAAAGCUCCCUGGAGGUCCAACUUGUAGUCCUAGGUUGAGUAGGGAUCAAUAGGAGAAUUUACUGAAGGGGCCCUAUGCUCAGUUUCACCAAGUUCACAGCCAGGUUCUUAUGAUCUGCAUCCUUCAGGUACAAGUGUGUGUUCUCUACUCCAGUAGCAGACUUGAACCCAGAGUCCCCAGUACAAGGAAGCACAUAUUUUUGGAUUUUGCCGUGUGACCUUGUCUGGCUGGCUGGACUUUAGGAACAACUGGUCCUCAUCCCUGGCAGGUUUAGGGGGAGAGUGAAACCAAGUCAGAUGACUCUGAAGCUCCUUCAAACACCACGACAGAAGGAAUGGAUUGAGCAAGAAUAAUUUUUAUAGACUUGGAAGUUUGAGUCCUUUUUUUUUAAAAAAAAAAACAAGGAAGUGGGGCAUUCCAGAUGGUAACACAAGAAACCAGGGAGAUGAGAGCAGAUGAAACCUUGAGGGAGAAAAUGAAAUUCUCUCUGAAUUAGGAGAAGCGGCUGCUUUCCCUCACAUCUUCCUGUGUCUGUAACUAGCUUAGUGUUUGGGAUGCUUAUUUUCUAUUUUCUCUGCAUUUUUUUAGCUGCCUCAGUGACCACUUGACCAUUUAUGCCGAGGCAGUAGUGGAUGUUUCCAAUUCAGUGCUCCUUACCUCUUAGAAAGAGAAGGAUUAUGCUUUCUUCAUGAUUGUGAGUCAGUCUAUGUUCAGAUUUACAUUCAACUAAUAUUUUUCAAAUAUUGGCCCAGAUAAUUUCAAGAUAUGCUAUCUGAUCCUCAAAACAAUCUUAUAAAUGAGGCUCAGAGAGGCAAAGGGACAUUGCAAGUCAUACAGGGGUUUGCAUAUAGCCUCCUCUCUGUAAGUCUAGAACCAUCUCUGCAGCUUCCUCCUGCGUUCACCAUGUUGUGUGACUUUUGUAAAUACUUGAACUCUAUGGAAACUCAGGAAUGAUGUGAAAUGUUAUUAGUUGGAAGCCUUGUCAGAGAAAAAUGGGCUAGAGAGUUCCGUUUGCAGGCUUGAGACUAUAGUUGAUGGGUCUGAUUCUGAAUUAAAACAUCCUUUAGAAAAUAGAUCCCGCUUUUUUUAGAGACUAUCCAAGAUUUAAAAGUUAAGCAGCUUUGGAAUAUAGCAGGCAGAUAGUUCUCCUGUAAUGCUUGCUUUGAAACCAUGAACAAUGUGUGCAUAAUCAGAAUCUUGGAUUUGCUUAAUACCAUUUUUUCUUGCUGAAACAUUAGGUGAAUGCAGAAAACUGCGCCCACCUGAACUACAUGACGUCAGAAUACACAAAACACGCACGUGGCACAACCUCAUAUGUCUACAGCUACCUCAGUUUACCCCGCGUGUUAAGAGCCACACCUGUCCAUACCUGGUGUUAUGACUGUCCCUCCAAUUUCGGGUAACCCUCCCUCCAGCCCUUCCCAGUAACUCACCAACCGCAGCCCUUCCGACACCCACCCCACAGCCAACUUCAGGCCUUUUUCUAGGCGAAGUGACACAUUUAUUGUUGUGUUUAUGUAUUUCUUAACUAUUUAAUGUGUGUAAAAUGGUGCUACUAUUUUUAUUAGGUUGCAAUCUUUUUGUAAAUGUCACUGAUUAAAUUUUUGAGUGUUGCUUUCCUAACCCCAUUUUUCCCAUAAGCCCUGUGUUUUUUAUUGUGCAUUUUGCAAAGAGUGAUGAUUUUUAGGACCACCUAUGAGGCAUUACCGAACAAGUGACUGUGUGAAGCUUUUGGACUAAACCUUCCAUCUAACUUCACUCUAUUAAAUGAGUUAUUUUCAGGAUAAGACAGUCUCAUCUAUUUACAAAUACUUUAUCAUAUAAUGAAGUUCUACUUAUGAUUUAUUCAGAAUCCACACAAGAAGGCGUAGAUUUGCUCAAGGAACAAAAUUAAUGACAUUUUAAAAUCUUACAACUGGAGAGGAUGAUUAAUGGGAAAAGAGCUAACAUUUCAUGAAAACUAGCUUUAUGCCAGGUCCUGUUGGAUGCCUUCCAAUAAUGACUGCAUUUCAUUCUCAUGUCAACCUGUUCGGGUGGUAGGGAAUUUUGGCAUGGAGAGAGUGAAAGUUGCUCAAUGUCCGUACAGCUCCUAAGUGACUGGGCUGCGAGUCACCACUGAGGAGCAGCCCAUCUGGAGGUAUGAUCACAGCAACAUGGGCUCCAGACUGUUCUUGGUCCUUGUUGUUCAUCGUCUUUCCCAUUCCAUACUUGCGUGUUUCUGUCUUCUGACACAAAUAGACUACUAGUGGGUUCCUGUGGGUUGCUGCUGACAAUCCAUCCAUUUACCCAGGCUACAUUUUUGUAUCCAUUUUUUUCAACCUUUUAAUUUUUUAUCACCCCACAACCUGGGAGACUUUUUAAGCAUUUUUUUUCCUAAUUGCCUCCCUAUGCAAUCUUUUUUUUUUUUUUUUUUUUUUUUUUGAGACAGAGUCUCGCUCUGUCAUCCAGGCUGGAGUGGCACCAUCUCGGCUCACUGCAACCUCUACCUCUUGGGUUCAAGUGAUUCUCCUGUCUCAGCCUCCUGAGUAGCUGGGAUUACAGGCGCCCACCACCACGCAUGGCUAAUUUUUGUAUUUUUAGUAGAGAUGGGGUUUCACCAUGUUGGUCAGGCUGGUCUUGAACUCCUGAGCUCAAGUGAUCUGCCCACCUCAGCCUCCCAAAGAGCUGGGAUUACAGGCAUGAGCCACCAUGCCCAGCCCCUAUGCAGUCUUAACACCCCAGAUACACUGCAUAUCUGUCUAUGUGCUGUGUGUAUAUUUGUGCUUUAUAUGCAUUAAAGAGUAAAGUUGUUUUUGCCCCUCAAGAAGUCAUUUUCAUCCUAUUGGGGUGAUCUUGCCUGUGUUGAAAAGGCAUGUUCUGUAUCUUCAGUUAUUUUUAAUAUGUAGAUCCGCUUUUAAAAUUAGUAUCAUGCUACCUUAGAAGCAUAUACCUGAGUUUGUGAAGACAAGCCCCCUUGUCUGGGCUGUGAUUCCUAGUAUCUUAUGAUGAGCCCGACAGGAUGACACAGCCAGGUGACUCACAUAGAGCUAAGCUCUGUGAGAAAGCGAGGCCUCAGAGGUAGCACAUGAUUUCCCUUCUUCCAGUUUCUCUAUAUAAAGAAAUAAAGAGCACACAUCAAACCAAACAUAAAUGGAAAGAAAUCAAUGGUUGAAUGACACAUGAUUCUGGCUUGUCAGCCCUAGUUGGCACCUUUCGCUCCAAAUCAUCAUCUUUCUAAGAUACUAAAUUAUAGAUUCCAACCAAGGUGAUUAGUGCUGCUCACACUUUAAUGUGCAUUGGCAUCACCCAUGAAUCUUGUUAAAUUGCAGAUUCUCAUUCAAGUAGGCCUGGGAUUCUGCAUUUCUGACAAACUCCCAGGUAAUACAGCCACUGCUUGGUCCCAGAACCAUACUUUGAGCAGCAGUAGCCUAAGAAUACACAGAGGCAAUUAAAACUAGCUCUCAAACUAUUUUAAGAAUUUCAGAAAGCCGAAAGCAGUGGUUCUCACUCAGAAGCGAUUUGUUCCCCAGGGGCCAUUUGGCAAUGUCUUGCAGACAUUUUUGGUCGUUAUAACUAGAGGAUGCUACUGACAUCUAGUGGGUGGAGGCCAGGGAUGCUGCUAAAUAGUCUACAAUUCACAGGACAGCCCCCAUCAGAAAGAAUUAUCUGGCCCAGAAUAUCCAUUGUGCUGAGGUUGGAAACCCUUGCCUAAAGGAAAUCACACACUUACUCCCAGUAAAGCAGCAUGGACAAAUACAGAUACCCUCUCUCCUUGGCAAGAGUGAUAUUCAAUUCAAUGUGAUAGCCCCAAAUAGUUUGUAGUGGUCAAGCUCUGCAGUUGACAUUAAUAGAUUACUCUAACUGAUAUGGGGAAGUAAGUUAAUUGUAAUAUAAAGAAAUGCAGUUAAGCAGAUUAAAAGGAAAACACUUUUGGAGUCAUGAGCUGUCAGAGGAGAUUUACAUGUAGCAAAGGAGACCCUGCUGGUUGAAGGAUGGGAAUGCCUGUCCCUUAUUGGGCAGGAAUUGGGUGGGCUGACCAGGCUGUGUACGCCUGGCUGGCACUGUUUAUUGGAGUGGUGUUCGAGCGAGCCCAUCUGGACAUUUUUGGAACAAACUUGGGACAUUCCUUUGGCCUUCUGAAUAUGACUUGCAGCUGGGUAGGGAAGUAGUGCAAUAUUAUCCACAGAUUGAAGAUUCUUUCAAACAACAGAAAUAAUCAAGAAUUCACUGUGGAGGAUUUUCCCCUCCAGAGAGUAACAGAUAGAUUGAUGCGUAGAUCUAGGUAUGCUUAUUAACAAACCAUUCCUGUUUCAUGGGAUGUACAUGUGGCAGCAUCUGGAUUAUUUAAUGUGUUAAUAUAGUCAGUUUGUAUAUGAAUAAUUUAAAACAGUAGCAAGAGAUAAAAGUAGCUCAUCUGAAGAAGGGUUGUUUGAGAGCUUUUUUUCUGUCAAGUAUAAUUUUACUCUCAGGUUAAAUGAAAUUUAUUAAGAUGCAAUUUGCUCCUGGGAGGUAUUUGUGAGUUUAACCACAGUCUGUCUUGGAAGAUAUUAUGACAGUAAGUAAAUGUCACCUGGAUAAUACUGAUCCAUUCACAGAAGGGAGAAAAAGUGUGUUGGGUCAAUUAAGGUGGUUUAAAAAUGUGUUGACUCUGAAGAAGAAAAGUAUCUAAAGUACACAACUCUAACAAAUCUCAAGGCCAGUGGGACUUUACAGACUGAGCCCAAUUGUGUUGAGUCUGUGUAUUGUAUAUACUUAACACAAGCAAACACAGACUUUUUCUACAAAUGAAAACAUGUCUGCUGAGCAGUUGACUCAGUCAUCUGGAAUAAAUGUUCUUUAUUUGUGUUUCCAUGGGUAAAAUCAAGUUAAUGAACUGAACCAUCACAAUUUCUCUUAUUUAAUUUUUAAAACUCUAGAUUACCCUGUCUUCUAUCUCUAUGUAAUUCCUGUGUUAGAGCAAACAUAGGAAAUUGUCAAUAUGGCAGAGUGCGGUGGCUCAUGCCUGUAAUCCCAGCACUUUGGGAGGCCGAGGCAGGUGGAUCACCUGAGGUCAGGAGUUCGAGACCAGCCUGGCUAGCAUGGUGAAACCCCGUCUCUACUAAAAAUACAAAAAUUAGCUGGGUGUGGUGGCACACACCUGUAGUCUCAGCUACUUGGGAGGCUGAGGCAGGAAAAUCACUUGAACCUGGGAGGCAGAGGAUGCAGUGAGCCGAGAUCACACCACUGUGCACUCCAGCCUGGGCGACAGAGCAAGACUCUGUCUCAAUUUGAAAAAAAAGAGAGAAAUUGUCAAUAUGGGGCCAUGUUUUACCUACAAAACUAGCAAUUUCAUGUUGUUCUGUCUAAUAUUACUUAGGAACAUUUUAAUUCUUGCAUUAAAAAGUAGCUUUUAUAAGCAUGAGGGUUAAUAUCUAGGCAUAAUGUGUUUUCUGAACAGCUGGCUCUGUUUUUCGUCUCUGUGCAGGAUAUGAUUUCACACCAGUAACCCUUCAACUUGGGGUGACACCUUUCAUAGGAGUCAUGGUAGUUCUUUCUGUUAUUUUUCUAGCCAUAUGGAGGUCUCAUUUCUCUUAAUUCUUAAAAUGAUGGACUACCUGUCUUCUAGCUGUAUAUUAUUUACUUUUUUGUUCAUAAGCACCAUACUUAAGAUUUUUUUCUUUUAUUUUUAAGGAGAAAAAAAGGCUGCAGUGAGCUAUGAUUAUGACACUACACUCACCCAGGAUGGAGUGCAGUGUCAUGAUCAUAGCUCACUGCAGCCUCGACCUCCUGGGCUCAAGAGAUCCUCCUGCCUCAGCCUCCCAAAUAGCUGGGACUACAAGUGUAUGCCACCACACACGGUUAAUUAAAAAAAAAAAAAAAAAGUUUUUCUAGCAACAGUGUCUCACUAUGUUGCCCAGGCUGGUUUUGAACUCCUGGGCUCAAGUGGUCCUCCCAUCUGGGCCUCGCAAAAUGUUGGCAUUACAGGAGUGAGCCACCAUGCCCAGUCCCAUAUUUAAGAUUUUUCUAAAGCCCUAAUUUUAAGAUUUUCAAAAAUGCUAAUUGUAUCCUACUGUUUCUGCCCCAAGAACCAGACACCUAGAUCUCAAGAUAUGGACAGGUAUUUAUUGGAAAGAAAUGAGGAUUUUGAGGUCAUAGAAGUGUCUAAAACAUCAAGAUUUAUUAAAAUGAUUUUUUACAGCUGAUGUUCUAACAUUCAUUAUUGUUUCCUAUGAUAGAGAUACAAAUUGAGUCACUUUUCAAACAUACUUUACUGUUGAAUACCUAUAAAAAUCUCAUGGAACUAGCAGUCCUUAGUAUACAGUCAGGAAAAUUCUGUUUUACACUAGUCACUUUCCAGAAAGGUUUAUUAAUAACUGGCUAUAUAAUUCUUUCCCCAGAAUAUGUUGUUCUUUGUGGAUUUUUUCACCCCCCACCCCCAGCUUUUGGUCUAUUCCAAAAUACACACGGGCUUGACCUAAGAAUUUUGCUAAAGGAAUUAUUCUCCUCUAGGGAAAUGAAGCAGCAUGUUUCAACACAAGCUUAGAAAUCUUAAAACAACUAAAAAUGAAAAAAAAAAGUACCAGGUCGUUAUUAUGUUCUGCAAAAAUUAGAUUUACGGGUUUUACUGUAGCCAUUGUCAAUGCCUUACUGAGGGAUAGGAUCAUAGCAGAAAGAUGCUAAGGAGCUUAUGGUCCCCCUGGGCUGUUGUGAUUAUGUGGAUAUAUUUAGAAGCUACAAAGAAAGCAGAGCAUCAGCUGAGAUGCCCCAGUAGACACUCUCAAAUUCAGAUCUCUCCCAUUAUGAGAAAAACCCUCAAAAGAAAAUAUUCACUUGGCAAGGAAUGAAGAGCUUUUUUACUCACCAAAAUGAUGUCGUAAUGUUUCAGGGAGAACAGUGACUGCGACUUACUUAUUAUUGUCAUUUAUAUCUCCUAGGGCUGAACAGUUGUCAGAGAGGAUAAGAGAUAGGGGGAGUGUAUGGGAGGCCUGCUUUGGUUCUCUGCUUAUAUAAACCUCCACAUUUUAGCAGAUUUAUGUUUCAUCCUUAAAAUGAGUUAAAAACAGCAGACCCUUUUGUUGCAGAUGCAAGAUAUAACAUGUAAAGUGGUUCCAUAGCAAAUUGCUAUUUAGAAAAGAACCCAACGUUAUUUUUAACCAACUGUUUGAUCUCCUGUAUUCUUUCUUAUGUGGUUUUAUGAAUUUUUGUUUCACUUGUAAAUAAUCGGUAGCAAAUGAGUGUGUGAGGCUAUGAUUUAAUUUGUAACAAGGUACAAUAAAAUACCUCAGCCUGUGACUCAACUAUUUUAAGAGGACAAAUAUGCUAAAUAGGAAUAUUCGUUUCUAACCCUAUAGUAAAUGAAAUGUACCUAAGAUCCAUGGCUGAAAAAACCUGCCUUAUACAAAUUCACAUAAGAGAGAUCAAAUGUGGUGAAGGUUGCUUGAUAAACUUCUAUUGUCUAGCUUGUCUGAUGAGCUAGAUUUCACAGUAUUAUGUCCAGAUUUACCACAAUAAUACUGCAUAGUUUUUUUCAAGUCUUCGAUCUAAGAGGUUCUAGUUUGAAGAGGAGGGGUUCUGUGUCAUUCAUACAGUGGCUGUGAUGCACAUCCGUUUGAUCUGUGGGCUCAUUUAAAGGCUUAGUGGACUGAAAUGUUUUGGGGUCACCUGGAGGGGAUCAGUGUGUCUGGGCUUUGCUUCCCUGUCUUCCUUACGUAUGUGGAAACGGUGAGUGUUGUUCCCUGAGAUGUCCUAGAGAGACAACCUUUUCCCAAGUGACAGUGAGUUUCCGUCUUGGAAUCAGCUUUGCUUAUCCCAGGGAGGAUCCAGGCCUGGCGCCAGCAAGUUCUCCCCAUGAGGUCUCUGAGGAUGUGGAGAGAAGGAAUGCCCUGCAGAGUUUCAGCCUGUUACUCUAAACCUCCAGGCAUGUUUAAGACCCCUUGGGAGAAGAGGAGGGAGACCUCCAUCCGUUUACAACAUCUCUGCACAGAAGGCAAAUUCUCUUCUCUUGCAUAGUACCCUAAUGGCAAAGGCAUACAUGCACCAGGCUCAAUUACUUUUAGUGAAGAAAAUAAACCAGAUCUGUGGAAGGCUUCCCUUCAGUGACUUGGGGAACUCUAGUUUAUGAGUGAAAGUAAAGAUACGAGCUAGUAGGUGACUUUUGGUGUAUGAGCCCUUAUUUGUGGGGUAUUAAAAACCAUGGGCUAUCCAGUAACUCAGUAACUCAGGACACACACAGCAUUUUGUGGUCCCUGAUGUCUUUCUUCGUUUUGGCUGCUGCUUUGGCCAUUCAGUCAAAUUUGACCAUUGGUUUUCAUUAAGAUUGGCCCUCAGAUACAGAGCAGGGAAAAGAAAUGAAAUUUAAGCUUGUACAUGAUAUAAAUUGUCAUCAACUCCAUUAAUGUGUUGGUCAGAGAGAAGGCGGAAGCCAAUAUUUGACAGGAAGCAUGUUUUUUUUUUUUUGUAGAUUCAGUGUGACCACCACACCGUCUCGUGCUUGUAGGUAAUUUAAUUUAACCUAGGAGGAAAAUCUAGUCAUUUGAGAAACUAAGAUAAUUAAUUAUAUGCUUUUAAGAUGGAGUUCUUAGAUGUGAGAUCUUGGAGAUCCCUGAGACCAUGUUUAAGAAAUGCUACAUUUGUACUGAAAAUCUUUGACUUGAUAUUAAGUUAUGAUAAACACAACUGCCAAUUCAGGUAUGUAAUUUAGGGAUGAAAUCUGAUCAUAAAAUGGCCGUCUAGAUCAGAGUUUGGCAAAGCAUGACCCAUGGACCAAAUCUGGCCCGCUGUUUUUGAACAGCUCACAAGCUAACAAUGGUUUUUAAAUGUUUAUUAUGUAUUUGUUUUUGAGUCAUGGUCUUGCUCAAGUCACCCAGGAUGGGGUACAAUGGUGCAAUCAUAGCUCACUGUAACCUUCAACUUCUGGGCUCAAGCAAUCCCAAGUAGCUGGGACUGCAGGUAUGCACCACCAUACCCGGUGAAGGUAUUUUAUUUUUGUAGAGACAUGGGAUCUUGCCCAGGCUGGUCUUGAAUUCCUGACCUCAGUACUCCUGCCUCGGCCUCCCAAAGUGCUGAGAUUACAGGUAAAGAUUUUGUUAUUUGCAAAGAGCUUUUCAGAGGAGGGACUAAAAUGAUAAUUCACCCUGUAUUUACUGGGUAAACAGUAUUAAGACCCCAGAUUUUGCCAGUAGCAGUGGCAUGUGCCUGUAGUCCCAGCUACUUUGGGAGGCCAAGACAGGAGAAUCACUUGAGCCCAGGAGUUUGAAUCCAGCCUGGGUGACAGUGAGACCCCAUCUAUUAAAACAAAACAAAAAACAGAUUUUGUCUGAAGAAGUGAGUAUUCUUGGACUUCUCAAAAUGUCAGUUUGGAGACAGUUUUGGUAGGCCACUUGGUAUAUAAGCAUGGACAGAAAUUGAUUGUGUGUGUUGUAUUAGGUUGGUGCAAAAGUAAUUGUGGCUUUUACCAUUAAAAGUAAUGGCAAAACCCGCAAAUAUUAUGAUCUAUGUUAGUCCAUGUGAGAGCAUAUUUAUGGAGAAUACUGACAUGAUUUGUCAAGUUAGUAGACAAAUAAUGACUGAACACUCAAAGGCAACAUGAUUAUCCUCCAGCUGUGCCUAGGAGAUUCUUGAUACCAUUUUACUAUGUCAAUAUUCAGCUACGUGGACAACCGCUAUUGUUUUGAACGCUCGCUUUUCCUUGAGAAAGGGAUUUCCAGAAAAAGAAAUUCUGUCAUAGCACCAAGAGCUAUGCUGGACAGGAGGUUCAAAUGUUCAUUUUUCUGGCCCUGAAAUGAAAUGCUUCUUAGGUACACAAUUUGCUGUCCAGGUCUAGAGCCGAGCCCAGCAAGAAACAUGCCCAGUGCAUGGUAGGCAGAAUUUUCUGCCUGUGGACUUUCACAAGGCUGCAUUGUGGGAACAGAAGCUGCUCAGAUUGUUCAUUGUUCUGUGACUCCUAUUUGGCAGCCAGUGGAGAAUUCAUUAUGCAGUGACUGGCAUACUUUUCUUCUGUUUUUUCCCUGCCCUGAGUACAGCAGUGCAUCCGUGCUCUCUGUAACCCCUUGCUUCACCCCUUACUGUUCUAAUCUUCCCCUCCUUGCCUUCCUCCAGCCUCACUGCUUUGCAAAACCUAGAGACAAGCAGACUUAAAUCAUAUGAACUGAUUAGGGGAUCAAUUUCCCCCAAUGCUGAGGAAACACACUUUGUUCUCACAUUUGGGUGGGUGAGCCUGCCACCAAAUAUUAAACACCCACGGACACAUAGCAGUGCGUCGGUUCCCCUUUUGGGGACUGCAAGCUCAGACAAAUGUCCACAAUGGCGAACAUGCCACAUUUCUCCCUCUGUGUUUCCGCCCCCAAAAGUGUGGCCUCCUGGGCUGAGAGGAAGAAAAUUGAGAAGCAGCUCUUUCAAAAUUACCAUUUGCAGGGUUUGUUGUUGUUGUUGUUGUUGUUUGGUUUUUUUUUGGUUUCUAUCUGACUUGCUUUGUAAAGCUGGAAGAAAAGAUUAGCAUGACUCCGAAAGCACUAUUUUUUAUGAAUUCCAGAGCAGCAGUUCUCAACCUUUAAAAUGUAUUUGAAUCACCUGGGGGUCUGGUUAAUAUGCAGAUUCUGAUUUGUUGGGUCUGGGGUGGGGCCAGAUUUCUAAUGACCUUCCGGGUAAUGCUGAGACUACUGGGCCAUGGACCACCACAUUUGAAUAGCAAGUAUUAGGUUGGUGCAAAAAUAAUUGUGGUUUUUGCCCUUUUUUUUGAAAGUAAUGGCAAAAACUGAAAUUACUUUUGCAUCAAUCUAAACACUAGUUCAGUGGCUCUCAACCUUGGCUGCACGUUGGGAUCACCUGGGGAGCUUUAAAAACUACUGAUGCCAGAGCCCCACCCUCAGAGAUUCUGGUUUAACUGGUCUGGAGUGUGAUCUGAGCCUAGGGAGUUUUUUAAACGCCUCAGAUGGUCUCAAUAUGCACCAUUGUGGUUAUAUUGCAGCUUUACAGGUGUAAGAAUCGGAUUUGUUCUCUUAAAAGGGAAGAUAAGUCUUCUUUUUGGUCCUAGGUCAAUCUGAGCUGAGUUCUUCAGCCCUUGAAGAAAGAGCAUCCUUCUAACUCACCAGUUCUCAACCAGGGGACAUCUGGCAGAUGCGUUUGGUUGUCACAACUGGAGUUGGGGGUGCUACUGGAAUUAAGUGGAUAGAGUCCAGGGGUGCUACUAAACAUCCUACAGUGCAACAGCUCCCCACAGCAAAGAAUGAAAGGGCCCCAAGUAUCGAUGGUGCUGAGACAGAAACCCUGGUAUAGCUUACCUCACUCCUGCCCUCAAAAGGCUGGGAAGUUCAACACUUCCUUCUUCAAUGACUAUUGAGAGUAACUAACUAAUAGUGUUACAACAAAGGGGUCCCAAUCCAGAUCCCAAGAGAGGGUUCUUGGAUCUCAUGCAAGAAAGAAUUCAGGGCGAGUCCAUAGAGUAAAGUGAAAGCAAGUUUAUUAAGAAAGUGAAGGAAUAAAAGAAUGGCUACUCCAUAGAGCCAUUUUAUGGUUGUUUCUUGAUUACAUGCUAAACAAGGAGUGGAUUAUUCAUGCCUCCCCUUUCUAGACCAUAUAGGGUAACUUUCUGACGUUGCCAUGGUAUUUGUAAACUGUCAUGGCGCUGGUGGGAGUGUAGCAGUGAGGACAACCAGAGGUCACUCUCAUCACCGUCUUGGUUUUGGUGAGUUUUAGCCAGCUUCUUUACUGCAACCUGUUUUAUCAGCAAGGUCUUUAUGACCUGUAUCUUGUGCCGACCUCGUAUCUCAUCCCGUGACAUAGAAUGCCUUAACCAUCUGAGAAUGCAGCCCAGUAGGUCUCAGCCUCAUUUUACCCAGCUCCUAUUUAAGAUGGAGUUGCUCUGGUUCACAUGCCUCUGACAAUAGCACGUAGCUAAUAGCAUUUCUUUCAUGUCUAAUUCUGUUUUACAACACACUACUGUCGCAAGUAUUCUGAACUGGAAAGUCAGUCUUCCUCCCCUGUAAAAUUAGGCUAUUGAAAUACAAGCUUCCAAAGUCCUUUUCAGUUAAAAAAAAAAUUAUGUGAUUGGCAGGGGGAAUGGGGAGUAGUUAUUUCAUGGUUACAGAUUUUCUGCUUCUGGUGAUAAAAAAAAAAAAGUUCUGGAAAUGGGUGGUGAGAGUUACAUAACUUUGUGAAUGUCGUUAAUGCCACUGAACUGUAAAGUUCAUGUUAUGUAUAGUUUACCACAAUUUUUUUUAAAAAAAACCAUGAUUCUGAGAUCAUUGGUUGAACCAUAAACCAUAUGCUUGCCUGCAUCUAAUGUGAAACCAUCCCUGCUCCAUGUUCUUAGCAUCCUAGGUUCGUUUCCUUCUUGGCACUCACCGUGGCUUGAAAUCACAUGGAUUUAUGUGAUUAUUUGAGUAUGCCUUUCCCCACUAAACUGUCAGCUUCAUGAAGGUAAGAACCAAGUCUGUUUUAUUCUUCAUGGUACUCCCAAUGCCCAGCACAGUUUUCCUGGGAUUUAGUAGGCAUUCCACAGAUAUUUGUUGGGUAGGUGGUUUUACUACUAGUACAUAUGUUAACCUCCCUAGGAACAGGAAUUAGCCAUUAUCCACACAUUUGUAUUUAGUAUCAUCUGUCUCCUAGCCCUUUGCUACUGGAGGAAUUGUGGAAUGGAGAGGUUAUGGCUAAGUACUAUUUUAUGAUGUUAUUCUCUGGGAAUUGGCUUAGAUUAGAAUCACCUGGAGUAGUUUUAUAAUUAUUAAUGGCCACAUCACAAGGAUUCAGGUUCUUCAGGUUCUGUUGAUCUGCGGUGGGGUUGGGCAUCAGUAGUUUAUAAAGGUCUCCAGUUAAUUCCAACGUGCAUCAAGACGGAAAACCACCGUGUAACUCCUUGCUUCUCAAAAUGUCCCAGGACAAAGGCCCCAGUGAACAGCAGAGCUGAAAUGGAAAUUGGCAGGUACCACUGGAUGUACCCAGGCUCAAAGAACCACCAGUACCAUCCCGUGCCAACCCUGGGGGACAGGGCUAGCCCCUUGAGCAGUCCAGGCUGCUUUGAAUGCUGCAUCAAGUGUCUGGGAGGAGUCCCCUACGCCUCCCUGGUGGCCACCAUCCUCUGCUUCUCCGGGGUGGCCUUAUUCUGCGGCUGUGGGCAUGUGGCUCUCGCAGGCACCGUGGCGAUUCUUGAGCAACACUUCUCCACCAACGCCAGUGACCAUGCCUUGCUGAGCGAGGUGAUACAACUGAUGCAGUAUGUCAUCUAUGGAAUUGCGUCCUUUUUCUUCUUGUAUGGGAUCAUUCUGUUGGCAGAAGGCUUUUACACCACAAGUGCAGUGAAAGAACUGCACGGUGAGUUUAAAACAACCGCUUGUGGCCGAUGCAUCAGUGGAAUGUUCGUUUUCCUCACCUAUGUGCUUGGAGUGGCCUGGCUGGGUGUGUUUGGUUUCUCAGCGGUGCCCGUGUUUAUGUUCUACAACAUAUGGUCAACUUGUGAAGUCAUCAAGUCACCGCAGACCAACGGGACCACGGGUGUGGAGCAGAUCUGUGUGGAUAUCCGACAAUACGGUAUCAUUCCUUGGAAUGCUUUCCCCGGAAAAAUAUGUGGCUCUGCCCUGGAGAACAUCUGCAACACAAACGAGUUCUACAUGUCCUAUCACCUGUUCAUUGUGGCCUGUGCAGGAGCUGGUGCCACCGUCAUUGCCCUGAUCCACUUCCUCAUGAUACUGUCUUCUAACUGGGCUUACUUAAAGGAUGCGAGCAAAAUGCAGGCUUACCAGGAUAUCAAAGCAAAGGAAGAACAGGAACUGCAAGAUAUCCAGUCUCGGUCAAAAGAACAACUCAAUUCUUACACAUAAAUGUUUGCCAGAGUGUUUCGGCCGACGUAUUUACAGCUCUGACAAAUCAUCAGACAGCUGCUCUGCAGUACAGAUGUGUAUCCCACCAAACUAAUGUAGAUGUACAAACACUUCACUGUCUGUCUCAAGCUGCUGGGAUGUAUCUCUAGGAAAACCUUCCAGUGGGUAAAUCUUUUUCUUUAGAACAAAUAUUGGAGGUUUCAUGUUAGCCAUUUUAAAAGGCAACACUUUGACAAAAUGAUCGUUCAUACUUUGGGAAUUUGUGGCAUGUUCACAUUUAUUGCUAGGGCAAUUCUACCAAGACACUCAAUGGAAUAUGUCACACUCCUUAAUAGGGACCUGUGACUCCUUAAUAAGGACCUGUGACAUGCCCAGCAUCAAGGGAUAAGACCGUAAAUUCACAUAUAUGCCAUCUGUCCUCAAGUGUUAUCUACAUAGGAAAUAAAAUGGAAUUGAUGUAAAGUUCCAUUUCUGACAGCUGACAUUUAUUAAACUUUGGAUCAAAGAUAAUGUGAUUCUUAUGAUUGAUUUCUCAAACUAGCUUUUCCCUCCCAAGUCCAGGACCCAUUAAUUUCCUGAGCCAAUCAGAAAUAUAUUUUUCAAUAAUGCUAAAAUUAGCUACAAUUCUGCUGACCCUACUAUUAAAGAAUCUGGAUGCUGGACUCACUGACAAGCUUUCCAGAAGCAAUUUUAUAACAGAUUUCAUUUUAACAAAAUACUGAUCCAAUUUUCAUUAUUCUUGAGAAAUGUCAGCUUUGCCUUAAUGAGUAUUUGCUUUAAAUUUCUAAGAAUUUAUAUCAUAACUAGAGACCCAAAUAUCUUUCACAGAAUUUUGUUCCAUAAAUGUUUUUCUUAAUUAUUAAGAAGUGUUACCUUAUUAAAAUGACCACCAUUCUAAACCAUUUUUCAGUGGUCUGGAUACGAAGUUUACAGUUUCAUACCAACUAUCUAAAACCUAAUUGCAAAUUGACCACAGACCUCUAACCUCCUACUUUUAUAGACUUGAAUACUUAAGUAAUUUAAAUUAGGGUUGGUAUUUCAUUUUUUUCUUAUCUAAAUCUUAGUUUCCUGGAAUAAUAAAGUUUGAUGUUCAGCAAGAGAACUGCUUGAGUUUAAGCCAUUUUCAAAAGAAACUUGCCUUUUACAUUAUUGUGUUCCAGAACAUUAAGUGACUGUAGGUACUGGGUAUUAGUGAUGGUAAACUUUGUGUUGCUCUUUAUGAAAUGAUCCAUAUAACUGUUGGGUGCAUCAGUGCUUUUCAAAGGGGCUGCUUACUAUAGGGUUAACUAUGUAUAUUCAUUGUUAAGAGUUAACUUGUGGUUUGGCUGUUUCCUGGAUUUUAUAACAUACAUGUGCAGAAAUGUAUUCAAAUGAAAGGAAGCAUACCUUUAUCAAGAUGCUAUUAAAAUUGAACAUCAAGUAUAAUAUUUCAUUUGGAUUCUCUUUUUUGGUUAAUGCCUAAAAAUGCCUAUUUGGGAUUUUUUUUUUUUUUUAAAUUAAGAGAAGCUCUCUUCUGUGUAGAACAGUUGUUCCAAAAUAGCUUAGUGUUUUGUUUUCCUGUUGCAUGACAGAUUUAACUAUUCUUUCCAGCAGUGGAGGUGCUGUCAGAGUCCAGUGUUCUAGAAGAGGCAGUGUCUAAAGCCUAAUUUUACUUUUCUAAUUCUGGUAGCUAUUACCAGGAAUUUUUGAAAGUUUUGUUUAAGUAGUCUAAUAUUUUUUAUGUAAAGAGCAUUAAAUUUUGCUAUGUAUAAAUUUUUGUAACCUAACAGUGAAUCAAUAUUUUCUAUCAGUGCCAAGGGCUUCCUGUAGUUCUAUUCAAGUGUUACAAUAAAUAUUUGUAGAUAAUAGUCAAUACUUGUGUAUGCUUAUUUUAAAGAUCUAUUUAGGUGGAAAUAGUUGUGGAUGUACUAAGAGUAAUGAAAUAAAAUUAUAGCUUCAUUCA